This is a messenger RNA of Cyprinodon tularosa, 2732 nucleotides long. Its product is annotated as E3 ubiquitin-protein ligase TRIM39-like. The coding region runs from base 134 to 1540 and encodes 468 amino acids. NCBI's taxonomy places the organism in Eukaryota, Metazoa, Chordata, Actinopteri, Cyprinodontiformes, Cyprinodontidae. The transcript is spliced from 2 exons. The record is from RefSeq and is a predicted model, not a curated record. Gene Ontology annotation, molecular function: protein binding.
CCCAGAUGAUCUGAGUCGCCUUCAGACCAAAAUAGCUGCUUCCCCUGAGUAGGUCCAGCAACAGUUCAGAAAACUGGAAACCUCUAACACUGCUGCUUCAAGCUGCCCAAACUUCACACACUGAAGAGACAAAAUGGCUUCUAGUCCAGAGGCAGAACUCUUCUGUUCAAUCUGUGAUGAAAUCUUCAAGGAUCCGGUUGUUCUGUCAUGUGGCCACAGCUUCUGUAAGGAGUGUCUGACGAAAUGGUGGAGAAAGAAACCAGUACAAGAAUGUCCAUUUUGUAAAAGAUCUUCAAAAUCUGAUCCACCUUUAAAUCUGAGCCUGAAGAACCUGUGUGAGAUCUUCUUACAACAAAAAGGUCAGAGAUCUUUAGAACCUGUGAGGAAUCUGCACUCUGAGAACCUCAAACAGCCAAAGUUUCUCAUUUGCAUCGAUUCAGAAAAAAACAAAGAGCGCAAAUUAAAUGAGGCUGUUCAGGAACACAGGAAGACUCUUCAAGAAACCCUGGAACCUUUAAAGAAUAAUUUGCAGCGCAAAAUAACCAUUCAAGAAGAGUUUGAUAAGACAGCAGAACACAUAAAGGUCCAGGCUCAACAAACAGAGAAUCAGAUUAAGGAGCAGUUUAAGAAUCUUCAUCAGUUUCUAGAAGACGAAGAGAAGGCCAGGCUGGCUGCACUGAGACAGGAAGAGCAGCAGAAGAGUGGAAAAAUGCUGAUGAAGUUGAAGCCUCUGAGUAGAGAGAUAGCAGCUCUUUCUGACAUAGUCAGAGCCACAGAGGACGAGCUGAGGGCAGAAGACGUGUCUUUCCUUCUUAACUACAACACUACAAUGGAAAAAGUCAAGUGCUGGCGCCUGCAACAGGAUCCACAGCUGCACUUAGAUGCUCUGAUAGACCAGGCCAAAUAUCUGAGAAACCUGGGCUACACCAUCUCAAGUAAAAUGAGAGACAAGUUGUCCAAUUCUCCUCUUGUACUUGACCCAAACACAGCGGGUUCAGAACUAGUCCUUUCUGAAGAUCUAACCAGUGUGACUUCAAGAGAGAAUGAGCUGCUUCCUGAUGAUCCAGAGAUGUUUAGAUCAAAGUUUUCUGUCCUCAGUUCUGAAGGCUUUAACUCUGGAAACCACAGCUGGAUUGUUGAUGUGGAAGACAGUAAGGGUUGGAUGAUUGGUGUGUCAGCAGAGUCUGUCCAGAAGAGGGAAAAUAUAUACUCAACAUGGCUUGUCAUCCAACUCCAUGGAGGUAAAUACUCAGCAUGGUCUCCACCAGCUACUCCCUCAGUUCUCCCAGUACAGAGUAACCUCAAAUGGAUCAGAGUGAAUCUUGACUGGGAUAAAGGAGAGCUGCAGUUUUUUGAUCUAAACACUAAAACAAACAUUCAUACCUUCAAGCAAACCUUUACUGGCAACAUGUUUCCAUGCUUCACCACUCUGGGUGAAAUAAAGAUGUUACCUGCAGAUUUUAAUCCCCCCCUAUCAAGAAGGAUUACUUGUAAAAAAAGUAAUUGGCGUCCUUAUAAAUAUGUGGUCGUCCCAUCCUGAUGAUAAUUGCUUGAUCUAAUGUCACUUUGAAAUUAUAUUGAUCAAUUGUACAAUUAAUGUUCUUAAUAAUGUAACUGACAUACAAGGUACAGCUUCACUUUGUUAGGCUUUGAACCACAGUAAAGGGGAAAAUACAAAAAAAUAUUUAGAAAAUUUUUAUUUAUUAACCUGAUAUAUUCAUGCUUUGAUGAUCUCUCUUUUUGGCAUUGUGCUCCAAAAUUGUAUAUGAAUUACAUCAAUCUGUUGCUGUAGAUUAUAAUCCAGAUUGAUUUACUGGAUCCUUAUUAAGAUGAGAAAACUUCAUACACAGUUUUAAGGUUUUCUAACAGGGGAAACAUUGCGCUAGUAACAUACCAUUACCAAUAUUGAUAUACCUGAAUGGCGUAUAGCUCGACUAAAGACCUACCUUUCACAUCUGAUGCCUUCUCUGGAUAGUCAGUGUUAGCAAUUGGCCUAUUAACAAGUAAGACUUUCAUUUUUCUCUGGAUGCUUUAUCAUAGAGCAUCAUCUUUCCAAAUAAUAGUAAUAAUUGAAUUUUAUUUAUAUCACAUUGGAGUAUAAAAUGUAUGUUCUUUUUCUAUUUGAAAUUUUUCAUUAUCUAUUUUAUUCUUUGUGCUUUAACACCAACUAAUUAAAAUCAUGAAUGAAAAUAUUCUUGUGAAAUGGUCUAAUUUACAUACAGUAAGAGUGAAACUUAAAUUUACUGUCUCUCCCUCUUGCACCUUCUCUCUCCAUUGAACGUAACAUCAUUGAACUUACAACCAUAUUUUUUCUGUUUGCUUUCACUCUUUAUUGGUGAAUACUCUUUGUUCAAGUUAUGUCUGUUUUGCCCCACUAAACCUACUAGAAAGCCCAUGGAUUGGUUAUAAGCUUCUUUUCUUUUUUAAGAAAUAAAAACUUUCAAAUCACAUUUUUUUCUCUGACUUACUGUGCUGACAAAAUCCACAAAUUCAAGCUAGUGAGUAUCUGACUGAAACAUUUGAGUUAUGGAGUUAUGUUUACUGAGUGUCUGUGCUACUGGGAUAACUUGAAACCAUGUGAUCUUUGCAGCUACUUCCUUGACAGAAAUAUUUUCUUCUAUCCAACUUUAUUGCAAUCUUUUAAGGAAAACCUGAUUAUAUUGUACACCUUCCUGGAGCUGAGACCUGAAGGCAACUGACAAAAUCAUCAAAGUUCAGCUUAUACUGUGAGA